CGCAACCUCACGCUAAAGUUGCGCCCAUUUAGAACCCGUUCGGACCCUUUUCCUUAAUUCAAUUCCAUAAAAGCGAAACCCUAUCAACACAAUGAUACGCAAACAAGCCCGUGAACGCCGGGACUACCUCUACCGCCGUGCCCUCACCCUGCGGGACGCUGAACUCGCCUCCAAACGAUCAGCCCUUAAAGCCUCGCUGGCAUCUGGCAAACCCCUCGACCCGUCCAUCGCAAACGACUCCUCUCUUCGCAGCGACUACAAAUACGAUGAAUCCCGCGCCGAACGCAGUAUAGACGACGAACUCGCCCUCGACGACGAAUACGCCCAACUCUCCGGCAUCGUAGAUCCCCGCAUCCUUGUCACCACGUCUAGAGACCCUAGUUCGAGGCUGGGUACGUUUGCGAAAGAGAUACGGUUGUUGCUACCGACGAGUAUAAGGCUUAAUCGCGGGAAUCUGGUGCUCGGGAGUCUUGUAUCCAGUGCACAGAGUGGGGGGUUGUCCGAUAUCGUGUUGUUGCAUGAACAUCGAGGGACUCCGACGGCGGUUACAAUAUCGCAUUUCCCGCAUGGACCGACCGCGAGCUUUUCGUUGCAUAAUGUAGUGUUGCGCGCGGAUAUACCUAAUGCUUCGCGCGGGACUGUUAGUGAGAGCUAUCCGCAUCUCAUUUUCGAAGGGUUUACGAGUAAGCUUGGGACGAGGGUAGUGCAGAUCCUAAAGCAUCUUUUCCCACCCAGGGAGCUAACGGCGGGUGUUGGGAAUCGGGUCGUUACGUUUAAGAAUAUCGAGGAUAGUGUGGAGGUCAGACAUCAUGUUUUUGUGAAAACGGGGUUUCAGAGUGUGGAGCUUGCGGAGGUGGGUCCGAGGUUUACGAUGAGGUUGUUUGAGAUUAGGAGUGGGCUGUUGGAUAACAAAGAUGGGGAUGUGGAGUGGCACCUGAAUCAGUAUACGAGGACGGGGAGGAAGAAGGAUUAUCUUUGAAGAGAAGGCAGGAGUGGAGAAUUGAUGCGAAGUGAGCUGGGGCUUGUGAUUGUAGUUGUUUAUGGGUCAAGCGUUGCAUACAUGCAUAGAAACGGCGUUCUGGAAAAGUCCGCUUUCGUACGGUCGUGGUAUCGAAUGAAUGGUAUCUAGUGCAGUGUGGAAGGUAGAUAGACAUAUACUCCAAGCAUUGACCUUUCA
Lindgomyces ingoldianus is the source of this 1177-nucleotide messenger RNA. Its product is annotated as U3 small nucleolar ribonucleoprotein IMP4. The record is from RefSeq and is a predicted model, not a curated record. Gene Ontology annotation, molecular function: rRNA primary transcript binding; snoRNA binding. Bases 92 to 979 code for a protein of 295 amino acids. NCBI's taxonomy places the organism in Eukaryota, Fungi, Ascomycota, Dothideomycetes, Pleosporales, Lindgomycetaceae. The transcript has 5 exons. Gene Ontology annotation, biological process: rRNA processing. Gene Ontology annotation, cellular component: small-subunit processome; nucleolus; Mpp10 complex.